Carassius gibelio (silver crucian carp) is the source of this 5862-nucleotide messenger RNA. RefSeq names its product mucin-2. The transcript is spliced from 41 exons. Gene Ontology annotation, cellular component: extracellular matrix. Bases 1 to 5862 code for a protein of 1953 amino acids. The record is from RefSeq and is a predicted model, not a curated record. Gene Ontology annotation, molecular function: protein binding. NCBI's taxonomy places the organism in Eukaryota, Metazoa, Chordata, Actinopteri, Cypriniformes, Cyprinidae.
AUGGCUGUUUUCUCCAUGGGGGCUGUGAGGAUGUCCCAGAUGUGGAUGCUGAGAUGGGUCGUCCUACUGGUGGGGCAACAGCUGAUACAAGCAGGUUUUAUGGAGGAUUAUGGAGUAACGGGAGAUUCUAAUGACUUGACUAUGUGGCCAACAACACCAUCAGUUCGUGCCAGUAACCAUGUCAACAACAUCUGUAGCAUGUGGGGAAACUUCCACUUCAAAACUUUCGAUGGGGACUUUUAUCAGUUCCCAGGCACAUGCGAGUAUAACCUGGUCUCCGACUGCCAAAGCCUCAUUCACCAGUUCUCAGUUCACGUGAAGAGAACAGAACACACCAGCAGCCCAAAGAUCAGCAGAGUCCAGGUUAACAUCAAUGACAUCACUGUCGAAAUCACUGCAGACAAGGUCAUCGUCAAUGGAGAAAAUAAAUUGCUGCCCGUGCAUGUCGCAGGGAUUCUUGUGGAAGAGAAAACAAUUUACAUGAGACUCCAUUCAAAAAUGGGCAUAACUGUGAUCUGGAACAAAAAAGAUGCAGUCAUGGUGGAGCUGGAUUCCAAAUUUUCAAAUCGCACAUGUGGAUUGUGUGGUGAUUUCAAUGGGGCUCCAAUUUAUAAUGAGUUUAUUCAAUCAGGAUAUGAACGAGAGGUAGGCUACAUUGAGUUUGGGAACAAGCACAAAGUUCCCAACCCUAUGGUGGAUUGCAAAAAUCCCUCUGAAGAAGACGAUGAGCAGAAUUUAGUAGAUCAUUCUGAAAAACAUCGGAAAGAUUGUGAUGACCUUUUGAAAGAUGCAGACUGGUUCUCCUGUAACAAGAUUUUGAAACCUGAGCCGUAUAUCGAGGCCUGUAUGAAUGACAUGUGCUUGUAUCAGCCUGAAGAUAAUGACAACUCCACGCUCUGUGCGACUCUGUCUGAAUAUUCACGUCAAUGUUCCCACGCUGGGGGAACUCCGCCGACCUGGAGAAGAGCUGACUUCUGCGCUGUGGAAUGCCCCUACAAUAUGGUACAUUCUGAAAGCGGCUCCCCUUGUAUGGACACAUGCUUGCACAAAGACACGAACACACUGUGUGAGCAACACAACAUUGAUGGCUGCUUCUGCCCACCAGGAACUGUGUUUGAUGAAAUCUCAAACAUGGGCUGCAUCCCGGUGGAAGAGUGUCAGUGUAAGCAUGACCGCAUCUACAGCACAGGAGAGGUUCUCUACAAACAUAACGCGGAAUGCAUAUGUAAGGAGGGAAACUGGAUCUGUACAAGUAUCCCUGGCCCUGGCUUGUGCGCAGUAGAAGAAGGAUCUCACUUUACAACAUUUGAUGGGAAAGAAUUCACUUUCCAUGGAGAUUGCAACUAUGUGCUCUCAAAAGACUUUGAGGAAUCAAAGUUCAUCAUACUGGGUCAGAUUGUUCCUUGUGUUAGCCUUAAUACUGACACCUGCUUGAAAUCUAUAGAAGUGAUGUUUAACAAUGACAAGAACCAUCGUCUAGUGAUUAAAGCUGAUGGCACAGUUCAACAAAAUGCAAUAGUUUCACUUCCUUACACGACAGCUGACUUCACAGUGUUCAUGCCAUCAUCGUUUCACAUCAUGCUUCAGACCACCUUUGGGCUGCAGGUGCAGGUACAGCUGGUGCCUCUUAUGCAGGUCUACAUCACUGUGGACCAAAGCUUCCAGGGCAAGACUUGUGGUAUCUGUGGAAAUUUUAACAAAGUGCUGUCAGAUGAUCUGGAGACUCCUCAGGGAGUGGUAGAGGGUACAGCGGUUUCCUUCGCAAAUGCCUGGAAGACACAGUCCAACUGCCCCGACCGUACUGAAAGACUAGACGACCCCUGUUCCUACAGCAGUGACAUCGAGCACUAUGCUGAGUAUUGGUGUUCCCAGAUGAAGGAAAAGGGGAGCCUUUUUGCCCAAUGUCACACCACUGUCAAUCCAGACAGCUACUACAAAAGAUGCAAAUACUCCAGCUGUACCUGUGAGAAGAGUGAGGACUGUCUGUGUACAGUGUUCUCCUCAUAUGCACGGGCCUGUGCAUCCAAAGGAAUAAUCCUCCAAGGCUGGAGAGAAAUUGUGUGUGAAAAAUACACAGAGAAUUGCCCGGCCUCCCAGAACUACUCCUAUGAGCUGCAAGGCUGUCAGCGUACCUGUCUGUCUCUUGCCUCUGAGCGCCAAAGCUGCAGCGUUGACUUUGUGCCCGUUGACGGAUGCGCAUGUCCAGAGGGACUUUACCAGGAUCAGAAUGGACUGUGUGUACCUAUGGAAAAAUGCCCAUGUUACAACAAUGGCGUGACAGUCCAACCUGGCACAUCUAUUAACAUUAAGAAUGAACAUUGUGUUUGUGUGAAUGGAACAUUCCGCUGUCUGUCCUGGAAACCUCCAAUUGUGGAGUGUCCUCCUCCAAAGGUUUUCUUCAACUGCAGUACAGCACGUCCAGAUGAACAUGGAUUGUUGUGUGCACAGACUUGUAUGCAAAAGGAAAUGGAUUGUUUCUCGCAGGACUGUGAAUCUGGCUGCCAGUGUCCUGCAGGUCUACUUGAUGAUGGCAGAGGAAACUGUGUUAACCCUUAUGACUGCCCAUGUCCUCACAAUGGACAGUUUUAUGCACCAGGGACUGAGAUAACCGUAGACUGCAAUAACUGUACUUGUCAACACGGAACAUGGACAUGUACAAAGAAUAUCUGUCCAGGCAUCUGCACAAUAUAUGGAAGCGGACAUUAUAAAACUUUUGACCAGCAGAGAUUCGGAUUCAGGGGAGAGUGCAGUUAUAUAGCUGCUGAGGAUAAAUGUGGAAAUAAGACAGGAACUUUUCAUGUAAUCACUGAGAAUAUUCCUUGUGGAACAACAGGGACAACAUGCUCAAAGGCUGUUGUCAUCCUUUUGGGGAGAACUAAGUUAGAGCUUUAUGGUGGGAAUGUAACAGCAUUUGAUACAGAAAGUGGCCCACAGAUCAGUUACAACAAGACAAUGAUUGGGAUGUACCUUGUUAUUGAUGCUGAUAUUGGACUGACAGUUUUGUGGGACCGCAGGACAACUGUUCGCAUCAUUUUGCAACCUCAACACAUGGGAGGUGUUUGUGGACUAUGUGGAAAUUUCAAUGGAAAUGGAAAAGAUGACUUUACUACUCAAGGCAGUUUACAAACCACAGAUAUAAUUGAGUUUGUUGACAGCUGGAAAGUGUUAGGCACCUGCCCUGAUGCUGCACCAGACUUUGACCCAUGCUUUAAGAACCUUGAACGAGAGCCAUGGGCAAAACUACAAUGUAGCAUCAUAAAAGACAGUGAAGGUGCAUUCAAACACUGCCAUAACAAGGUGGAUCCUAACCCAUAUUAUGAAAACUGUGUGAAGGACUCAUGUGCAUGUGACACAGGUGGAGAUUGUGAGUGCUUCUGUACAGCUAUGGCAGCUUAUGCUCAAGCCUGCAAUGAGGCAGGUGUUUGUGUGGACUGGAGAACCCCUGAGAUCUGCCCUGUGUACUGUGACUACUACAAUAAACCAGAAGGAUGCACGUGGCAUUAUAAUCCUUGUGGUAUACCUUGCUACAAAACCUGUCGCAACCCUUUUGGUAUCUGCAAUAACACUUUACCCAACCUGGAAGGGUGUUAUCCAAAAUGUCCAAAGGAUGAACCUAUUUUUGAUGAGCAAAAUCAGGUCUGUGUGAAAGAGUGUAUUCCCAGAUGCUAUGUCAACGGAAUCGAAUACAAGCCUGAAGAGAAUAUACCAACUGAUAAGUCCUGUCAUGAGUGUUUGCAUAAAUGCCACAGUGAUUGCAACAGAGAAACCCUGCACAACACCUUCAACAUUUACCACAACUACAAGUACUCCUAUGGCACCUGUUACAAGUACUGGCACAACACCUUCAACAUUUACAAUCUCUUCCACUACCACUCCAAAUACUGCCACAUCAUAUACAACCACUUCCACUACAACAAGUACUCCUCUGUCACUUGUGUCAACAGAAACCCCAUCUUCAACUAUUCCAAGUACUGGCACAACACCUUCAACAUUUACCACAACUUCCACUACAACAACUACUCCCACAGGACCUGUGUCAACAGAAACACCACAUGUAACAAGUACAAGUACAACCACAACACCUUCACCAUUUACAACCUCUUCCACUACCAAAACUACUCCCACAGAACCUGUGUCAACAGAAACACCACAUGUAACUACUCAACCACAACUUUGCCACCUACCUCAACAGAAACACCACCGACAACUAGUCCAAAUACUGUCACAACAUAUACAACCACUUCCACUACUACAACUACUCCCACAGAACCUGUGUCAACAGAAACACCACAUGUAACUAGCACAAGAGAGUCAAUAUUGGAACAGAAGCACAUUGGCUCAGGGAUUUGUCUCACCAUGAUCUGCUCCAUAACCUGUGCAAUUCAGAACAGCACUGAGCUAUGUCCUUCACCUAUAUCACCUACACCAGCUCCACAAUAUGACUGUCCUAGAUGGAGCAAAACUACUAACGAGAUUUUUAGCAUAUCUAAAUGCACCAUGGCAAAGUGCAUAAAGGGAGAGAUCAUUGAGAUUGUCCCAUUGCAAUGUCCUCUGCUCCAGAAAAUCACCUGUGAAAAUCAUCAGCCGGCAGUUCUGAUCUAUGAUAAGCACCAAUGCUGCCAGCAGUAUGCCUGUGAUUGCUUUUGUCAAGGCUGGGGUGGUUCACAUUACAUCACAUUUGAUGGACUCUUCUACAGUUAUAAAGGAAACUGCACUUACAUAUUAAUGGAGGAAAUUAGGCCUCAAUACCACUUGAAGAUCUACAUUGACAAUAACUAUUGUGGUAAUGGUGAGCUUGCAUCUUGUCCCAGAUCCAUUACUGUGUCUUACAAUGAUCAAGUCAUCACACUUAGGAAUGACAUUGGAGGUGUGGAUCUAGAGGCACUGAAGGACAAUGUUAAGCUAAUGCUGCCAUAUGCUCACAAUGGUGUGAGAGUAAUAAGCUCAGGACUAGACUUGUUUCUGAGUAUUCCAGAGCUGAAUGUUGGUAUUACAUUCAGAGCACUUGGCUUUAGCAUCAAUCUGCCAGUUCAGCAUUUUGGAAACAACACACAAGGACACUGUGGAACAUGCAACAACAACCAAGCUGAUGACUGCAUGAUCCCUGGAGGCAUCUUGGUCAAUGACUGUGAAGUGAUGGCGGAUUACUGGCCAGCCAAUGGUGUCAAUGGGAAAAUGUGCCAACCAACUCCAAAACCCCCAGUACUGAAUAUAUCCCCACCCACGCCACAGGUACCAUGCCUGGCACAAUCUGAAUGCAACCUUCUUGAGAGCAAGCUGUUCGAAGCAUGCCAUUCCCACGUGCCUCCUAAAAACUUCUUUUUAGCUUGUCAAUCGGACAUCUGUAAUCAGAAAAACCCCACCAUAGUGUGUGCCAGUCUUCAGAGCUAUGCAAGUGCUUGCUCACAGGUUGGAGUCUGCAUACACUGGAGGAACUACACUAAGCAUUGCAACAUUAAAUGUCCAGAAGAUAAAAUCUUUUUGCCUUGUGCUAAAUCUGAACCACCAACAUGUAGAGAUGGGCCUAUGCAAAGCAUAACAGUGCCCACAGAAGGCUGCUUCUGCCAUGAGAACACAAUACUCUUCAGCAAGGAGUCAGGAUUAUGUGUGCCAAAAUGUGGAUGCUUGGAUCCUUCUGGCACACUGCGUGAGUAUGAUGAGCAUUUUAGGUACAAAUGUGAGGACUGUGUCUGUGAUAGGGCAAGCCAAUCAGUGUUCUGUAAGCCCAAGAAGUGUCCUGAUGUAAAGCCUGAGAUCUGCACUGAGCCCGGCUUUGUGCUGGUCAAUGUCACCGAUCCCUCAGAGCCAUGCUGCAGCAAACAAGUUUGCCGUUUUUCUUCAAGAUUGCAGUGCUGUUUUUAA